This is a messenger RNA of Pteropus alecto (black flying fox), 9507 nucleotides long. It is a transcript of the gene ADAT1, whose product is annotated as adenosine deaminase, tRNA specific 1. The transcript has 11 exons. Bases 1275 to 2864 code for a protein of 529 amino acids. Gene Ontology annotation, biological process: RNA processing. The record is from RefSeq and is a predicted model, not a curated record. Lineage: Eukaryota; Metazoa; Chordata; Mammalia; Chiroptera; Pteropodidae. Gene Ontology annotation, molecular function: RNA binding; adenosine deaminase activity.
UCUGGGAUUGGAUUAAAAAGUGAAAGGGAAAGACACAUGCUUCUUUUACAUUGUGGGUACAAGAUAGGUCAUAACGUGUAGCAUUUGAGAUGGUAUUAGGGGAACAAGACAUCAAUGAGGGUUUCUGGGGUCUCUGCUCUGGUGCCCCAGUUGUGCCCUGAGAGAUCUGGAAAGGAGAUUACUCUGACAUUACAAAGGUAUUUUAUCUUAGAUGCAAAAAGACAGUAGACAGGUUCACUUAAGGUAAAGAUUGACCUUUGUCAAGAAAGCUAUGGGCCUAGGACGUGACUACCUUCCAUGACUCGCUUUUAGUUAGGAAUUUUUGUGUUCAGACCAUCCUAUGGUUACUUUCAGUCUUUUGAGUUUUUAAGGCCCUGCCAUACAGGCCUCUGAAUUUGUCAGGUGCAGUGUGUGGCCCUUUUUUCAUCCACACCUUGAGGCAUUUACAGGCUUAGAGCUUGGUUUGCUUACACAGGGCAUCACAGCAUUAGAGCCACAUUGGUCUAAUGGCCUCCUUGUUUAAUUAAACACAAUGUAGGGACUCAUUGUAGAAGGUUUUCAAAAGCUACAUGCAUUGGGGCUCAGUAAAGCCUUUCUUUUUCCUUUUUUUAAAACACUUUAACUGUGUCCAUUACCAUAUGAUCACAUUUUCUACCAACAAGCUUUUCAUACAUUUGAGUCCAAAUGAGGUCAUUUUUAAGAGUCAACAGUCACGAGUGGGAGAGUUUCUAGCAAAGUAUCCUAGGCCUCUUUCAGAUCUGAUCUACUGAAUGGUUUUUAUUCAUGGCUUUAUGUACCCUUUACAGCCCUCCUCUCCCCAAGGAGUGCAAGGCAAAUCAAUCAGGAAAAUCAAAGGUUCCUUUUAGUAAAACUAAUCACAAUUGACAUUAAUUAUGCUCAAUUUUAUAAUAAUUCAUUUUUAUAAAUAUUAUUUAAUCAUCACAAUAACCCUAUGGAUUAAAUGCUCCUGUAAUCCUUACUUUAACAGAUGAAGAAACAGACACAGGGAGGUUAAGUAACCUACCCAAUAUUACACAGUUAAUAUAAGCAAAGCCAUAAUUAGAACCCAGAAAGGGUAUCUGUAAAGCUCAUGCUCUCCACAACCCCAAUGAGAACCCUUGACUGGUGGGAAACCACUGGGCGCUGUCACUUCCCUCUGAGUCAUAAAACUAUCAGAGAAAUUGAAGGGUUGCUUUCCUAUUAGGGAAAAUUGGAGAUACACUAGCGGGAGCUAAAGAACUGAUCUGCUGUGGGAGAAAGGAGAGAAAAAUAAAAUGCCUGAAAAAGAGGACAGAAAAGUGAACAUCUGCCUGGGAAAGAUAAACCUUGUUUGGGCUUCAGCACCAACUCAGACCAUGUGGACCGCGGAUGAGAUUGCACGUCUGUGUUAUGAGCACUAUGAGAUCAGGCUGCCCAAGCAGGGGAAGCCGGAACCCAACCGCGAGUGGACAUUACUAGCAGCUGUGGUGAAGAUACAGCCUAUAUCGGAGCAGUCCUGUGACUGCCCUGACAAACCCAUGCAAGUGACAAAGGAAGUUGUCUCAAUGGGAACAGGAACGAAAUGCAUAGGCCAGUCCAAAAUGAGGAAAAGUGGAGACAUCCUCAAUGAUAGCCAUGCUGAAGUCAUAGCCAGAAGAAGUUUCCAAAGGUACCUUCUCCAUCAGCUCCACUUGGCAGCCACACUGAAGCAGGAUAGCAUCUUUGUCCCAGGAACUCAGAAGGGACUGUGGAAACUCAGACCAGACCUCUUGUUUGUGUUUUUCUCCAGCCAUACGCCCUGUGGGGAUGCCUCCAUCAUUCCAAUGCUUGAGUUUGAAGAUCAGCCUUGCUGUCCAGUCAGUAGAGAUUGGGCCAAUAACCCAACAGUAGAAGCAAGUGGUAACAUCGAAGCUACUGAAGAUAAAAGGAAAUGUAAAGACCCGGACAGUCCUAUGACCAAAAAGAUGAGACUCGAGCCCAGGAUUCCUGCCAAAGAAGUCGCCAAUGGUGCCGCUCACCAUCAGAGUUUUGGCAGUCAGGAAAGUGGCCCAAUCCCACCAGAUGUUAGCAACACUAAUCUCCCCUCAAAGAGUCAGGCUGCUGUUGGUGGAAUGGCCCCCGGUGGUGCCAAGGUCGUGGAUGUUUAUAGAACUGGAGCCAAGUGUGUGCCUGGAGAAGCUGGAGACUCGGGGAAGCCUGGUGCUGCGUAUCACCAGGUGGGACUGUUCCGAGUGAAGCCGGGCCGGGGGGACAGGACUUGCUCCAUGUCCUGCAGUGACAAGUUGGCACGAUGGAAUGUCCUCGGAUGUCAAGGAGCAUUGUUGAUGCAUUUUCUAGAAGAGCCUAUCUAUCUGUCAGCUGUGGUCAUUGGAAAGUGUCCAUACAGCCAGGAAGCCAUGCAGAGAGCACUGACUGGGAGGUGUCAGAAUAUCUUGGCUUUACCCAAGGGCUUUGGAAUUCAAGAAGUGAAACUACAGCAGUCAACUUUAUUGUUUGAACAGAGCCGCUGUGCAGUACAGGCAAAAAGGGCUGACGGCCCAGGCCGACUUGUUCCUUGUGGAGCAGCCAUCAGCUGGAGUGCAGUUCCUGAGCAGCCAUUGGACGUCACUGCCAAUGGCUUUCCACAGGGAACAACAAAGAAAGGAAUCAGAAGCCUUCAGGCCAGAUCUCGAAUCAGCAAAGUGGAACUCUUUAGAUCAUUCCAGAAACUGCUAAGCAGUAUUUCAGAGGACAAGUGGCCCGACUCCCUCAGGGUGCGGAAGCUAGAGACGUACCAGGAGUUCAAAGAGGCCGCAUCUGCUUACCAGGAAGCCUGGAAUGUGCUCCAGAAACAGGCAUUUGCAUCCUGGAUCAGAAACCCCCCAGAUUAUCACCAGUUUAAAUGAGAAGGGAAAGUUCGCAGAGGACUUACCGGUAACAAGGAAAGUGUCUUGAUUGAGAAAAGGCACCAGCAGAAAGUCACUCCAAGCGGGGAGCCAAGCUGCCAAAUGUUAGUCUCAAGCACAUGCUCCUUGAACUUGGGCAUGGCUCCAGAGGGAGGAGAGCUCACAAUGGAAACAGUGAUGGCUGUUUGCUCAGGCAGCCGAGAGAAUGAAAAGCACAUUGAAACCUGCAGUGUCUCCAUGGGGAGAGGCACGGUGGGCCCCAUGGUGGUGAAACCAGCCUGACAACAGCAGGAUAACGGAGCCCAUUUCCAGCAUCUUUCUUCAUCUCAACAACAAGACCUUUAUGUGCAACCUCUCAGGAGAUCUCUGAGAAAUUGUACUGAGGGCAACCCGAGCUUUGCCCAAGAAUAGAUGUACACAGUCUAGUUCAGUCAUUUUCGUUGAAUUAGAUUCUGAUAAUCGAGAAAAAGAAAGAGCUCUUCUCAAUGUAUAUAUUCCACUGCCCACCCAGGAUUUCAUCAAUUUCUUUUUCUGUUGUUGGCACUUGUGAACUGUGCUGGCCUCCAGUGAGUGCCUUUUUCAGCGGGUAUUUUCAUGCUGUACUUUUUCCCCUCAUUUAUCCAGUGCCAUCGUGAAUUCUCUUCUAUCCUAGCACAGCAGUACCUGCUGGGCUGAGAAAGAAGGCCUCGGGGGCAGCACAGUCCCCACCAGCUCCGGACAAGUGUUCACUCACCUGUGCUGAUGCAGGCGGACCGUGCAGCCCGGCUCUAUACCUCUUUCGUGAAAGAUGAGGGCUAAUGUGGGUUAAUAUUUGCUUGCAUAUAAUUUAAAGGAAUUCUGCUCUAAAAUAAAGGAUGGCACAUAAACUCUGUGGUACAAAGGUUACAAACCCAAAUAUUUCCAGGAGGGAAACUUAAAAGAGAUAGCGUGAACUGAGAAAUGUAUUCCUUAUCCAGUGAAGAACAUUAUUUUGUUCCAGCUGACUGUUGUCAGAACUUCUGAAUUUUUUCAGAAGCAAGAAAAUUGGAUCAUUUUGUGUAUGUCUAGGGGCCGAAUAGACCUUCCUUUCGGAAUCUCCGGUCUAGCAGGACAAGGAUGGCUUUAGGCUGUAGAUCUGAGUUUGAACUGUGGCUCCAGGAUGUACUGGUUGUGUGAUCUUAGGGAGAUAUUCUCAGAGUGUCAGUAUCCUCACCUUUGAAAUGAGGGCAACACCACCCCCUGGCAAUGGUGUCAUGGGGAUGAGAUGAGAUAAUUACCACAUAGGUAGGAGAAGGGCUGCCUACCACAUGUACAGUGCCUGGCACAUAGGAAACACCAGCCUCGGUCUGCCACUUCAGCUCAUAAGUGACUCUUUACAAUUUUGCUAGUCUCGAUUUCCAGCGCUUUAGCUAGUAAACGUGACAGAUUGUCCUUGGGAGAAGCCUAUCGGGCAAAUGUCUGCAGAGCCUCUUGCUGCGCACCAGGCAUUUGUAGGUUCAUUUGAUGCACCUCUCCGCCCCACGUCUGGAAGCAGCAGCCUAUCUUCAGAAGCUAAGGAGGCAGGGAAGCAAAGCUGUUGAUCACAGAAGUAUAUAUAGAUCCUCCUACCUAACUCAUGGCUUUGCCGCCCUAAAGUCAACCACCAGGAUCUCUUUCUCCCUGAGAAAAUAAAGAUGAAAAGGAGAACCAAUUGCGAUUUUUAAAGUGUUCUACCAUUCAGUCUAAUAUAGAUUAAGUCUUUUGAGAAUAAGAACAUUUAUAUAUCCUCAGACUGGUACCCUAGUGCACACACCUUCCACGUGCCUUCCAUGUGGCCACGGUGUUUCAGCCACUGCUGCAGAACUGAGAUGUGUUAGCACUCGUUAAGUAGGCUCUCAGCUCCGGGGGGACCCUCAGAUAUCCAGUCAGAUACCGUCUAAACACCAUCACUAUGCCAGGUUUUGUGCUGUGCACCUGAGAAAGAGGAUGACUGAUCGGAAAGGUGGGCCACGGCCUUCACAGCGGACUGGCGCAGUGUGACAGAGGCUGAAUACCCGACCUGGAGGAGGGCGGGGCACAGGAAGAUUUCUUGGGCCCAGGUACACUUGAGCACAGAGGCAAAGGGGAAGGAUUAGGAGUUAGCAAGCAAAGGGAAAUGGGGGUGUAUGUGGGGACUGUUUUGAGAGAAAGAUAUUGGAGGCAGAGAAUCCCUCCCAUAUGCAAAGACCAGAAAUGAAAGCAUGCCAUGCUUGGCUGGACUGGCAGGGCAUGGGAGGGACAUGCCCUGCAAAGGAGAAUAGUCUUAUCCUGAUGACUGAGGACUUGAGGGAUUUGGGGAAAUGGGUAUUGGGAUGGAAGUUGCAUUUUAGAAAGAGCGCUCUCCUCUGUAGCAAGGGGGAUGGAUUGGCAGGGGCAGGGAUGGUGGCAAGGAGACCACAGUGGGGGAUUGCCGUAGUAAUUAGAGAAACGAUGAGGCCCACCCAGACAGCAGCGGUUUUCGGAGACAUAGGAAGGGGACUGACUUGAGAAAUACACAGAGGCUGGUGAGGCUGGCUGAUUGCAGGUAGGGGAUGAGGGAGUAUUGAGAGGGCUCCCAGAUUACUGUGUAGGCGACAGGAUGGAAUGCGGAGCCAAGUAUUAGGAAAGGGGGUCCAGGAAGAGGAGCUGGUCUGGCGGGGGCAGGGCAGGAGAUGCAGGCAGGGGACGAUGAGCUGUUUCAGAAUUUGGGAUUUCUGUGAUAUCUUGGGAUAAGGACCUAGAGUAGGCAUUUGGAGGGACUGGUUUGGGGCUCAGGAGAGAAAUGGGCUGGAGAUAGAGAUUUUAGAGUCAUCUAUUAUAGGAGGUCUUUGACGACGGGGGUUAGGAUAAGUCAUCCAGAGAGAAUGUGUUUAGAAUGAGAAGAAAAGGGGACCCUGGACUGAAUUCUGGGGAACACAGAGUUUGGGAGCAGGUAGAGAGGCACAGGAAGGAGUGUGACCAAGAGGCCAGAAGAAAAUCGGGAGAAAACCAGUUUUAGGAGCUUUAAAGGAGAGAGUAAUCUAAAGUGUAGACUAUGCUAAAAGGAUAAAAUAAAGUGUAGAAUAUACUAAAAGAAAGAGAAACAAGGAAAGUAAGAACUAAGAACCUUGUAACCCCCACCCCUGCUCCCUUACAGGGGGACAAGGUUAUUUUUGGUAACCUCAGCAAACAGCAGGGUCACAGAGUGGAAGCCAGGCUCUCCAGGGCUGAGGAGUGAAGGGAAGUGAGAGAUGGGCCACAUAAUCUUGGGACCAUUGUUCUCUUGGGUUGUUUGCCUUAUUAAUUGGAAAAAUUCUUUAUUCUGGAUAUUAACUUUUUUUAUUUAUAUCUGUUACAAACAUCUUCACCUAAUCUCUGGCUUCUAUUAAUUUUGUUUACAGUACCUUUUUUUAAAUAAAAUCUUUAUACUUUAAGAUUUUUAAUUUUAACGUAUUUAAAUUUAUCAAUCUUUUCCUUUAUUGUUUGUAUUUUUAUGUCUUGUCUAAGAACUCCCUCUGUACUCCAAGGUUAUAGGUGUUCUAAUUUUUUCUAAUUUUUUUUUAAGUUUUGCUUUUCCACAUUUAGAUCUUUUAUUCACCUUGAAUUUAAUUUUAGGCAGGAUGUAAUAUAGGAAUCUUAUUUUUUUCACACAUAUAUAUAUAACCAAUUACAGAAUCAUGGAUUAACUAGUUCAUCAUUUCCCUUUGAUUUUCAUGCCAUCACUGUUACAUUUUAAACAUGAGUCUGUUUCUGGAUUUCUGUUGUGUUUCCUGGUUUAUCUCUAUGCCAUAUGGCACAGUCUUAAUAACUGCUAAGAUAAGUCUCCCCAGAUUGUUUUUCUUUACACCUCUUGGUUAUUCUUGGCCUUUUGCUCUUCUAGAUGAAUUUGAGCAUCAAUUGUCAGAUUCCACAAAACAACAACAAAAAAACCCAAUUGGGAUUUUUAUUGGAUUGCGUUAAAUUUAUAGGUUAAUCUGGGGACAAUAUGCAUCUCUAUAAUAUUGGGUGUUCUUAUCCUUGAAUAUGGCAUAUUAGUAUAUCCUUUUAUUUAGGUCUCUAUGUUCUCCAAUAAGGUUUUGUCAUUUUCUCUAUGAAGGUCUUGCAUAUCUUAUAUUUAUUCCUAUGUGCUUAUUUUUUUUCUCCUAUUGAGAAUGAGACCUUUUUUCCUAUUGCAUUCUUCAAUUGGUUGUAAUUGGUAUGUAGAAACAUCAAUAUUUGUAACCAAUCUAGUCUCCAGCAACCAUCUGAACUUUUAAUUUUUAUAGAUAUUUUUGGAUUUUUCUAUGUGGACUAUCACUGUCUGCAUAUUAAUAGUUUAGUCUUUCUAAUUUUUAUGCUUCUCAUUUACUUUUUCUUAUUGUAUUGAUUUUAUGCCAGGAGAAUGUUGAGUAAAAGCUGUGCUAAACUUUUUUUUAAACAGCUUUAUUGAGAUAAAAUUCACAUACCAUAAAGUUCAGACUUCCUUCUUUAGUUCCUGUUUUUAAUGGGAAUGCCUCUAAAAUUUUACCAUAUUAAGUAACCAGUUGUUACAGUAGCAUUUAUAUCUAUUGACUGGUUCAUCAUUUCCUUGAUUUGUCAUGCGACCUGUCCGAUUUCACAUACACAUCUAUUUCAUGGAUUUGUCUAUCCCAAUGUCAGUACCACACUGCCUUAUUUAUCAUAGCUUUAUGUGAUAAUAUACACAUUUGCUAUAGAUUUUUUAUGAAUUCCCUUUGUCAAGUUAAAGUUCCAUUCUCUUAAUUUGCUAAGAGGUUUUUUAAAAUGAAUGGGUUUUGAGUAGUUUCAGGUGCUUUUUCAUCUAUGAGGUGAUAAUAUAUUCUCUUUUGAUAAUUGUGUAUAUUUUAUUAAUAGACAUUAAUGAUGAACUAUAUAAUCCAUUGUUGGGCUAAGUUCUGCUUGGUCAUGAUAGUUUAAGUAUAUGGCUGAAUUUUAUUUACUAAUAUAACUUUUAAAAACCUUCACUCCGAUGCUGCACUUUAAAGGCAAGACCGACAAAUCCAUUUUUAUUAAUUGAUAUUACAAUUGGACUUUCUUCAGUUUUUAUAGGUAAUAAUUACUCUCUGUUUUCCAAUAAUACUUUCUACUAUAGCACUUAAAACAUGGCUUUAUAAUUCUCUGUGUUGGUUUACUACCAGACCGUAAGCUCCUGCAGGAUGGGGUAGCUUUAUUCAUAUUUGUGCCUCAGCGUCCAACAUAGUAUAAGGCACACUGUAAAUAGAAAAAUCAAACAUCACAAAAUUAUUUGACACUGCCAACUAUGUCUUUCCUUUUAAAUCUCAAGGUUGGUGUCUCGGUUCUGCCACUUGGUAGCAGUGUGGCUGUGGGAAUUACACCACCUAUCUUAUGAGGGGUUUUUGAAGAUUGUGAUAAUGUAUGUAAAUCAUGGUACCCAGUGCAUGCUCAAUAAAUGCUAACUAUAAAUUACUUAAAAAAAGAAAAGAAAAACAGUUGGCUUCAGUGAUACUUGCCUUUUGAUUUUCGUCUUCCCUAUUCUCAGUUGCAUUUAUGGGUUUGUGGUUGUGAAACAAAGCAAAACCCCUUUGGAAAGCUAUCCCUCCUCCAUGUCUGUAUAACCCUAUUCCGUUCACAUGGUUAAGGAGGGGUUCACCAGUCCUUCCCACCAGCCUCUGCCCCAUGCAGCGGGCUGUUAACUCAGGCAAAGCCAGAUUCCUCCCAGGGACUUCUGAUAGUGUUCUCAGAAGCAAUGCUCUUCCUUCUGCUGGAGCUGCUAAGCUGGUAUGGUCAUCUUUGUUAUCACAUGCCUGAGAAUGAAGUUAACGCAGAGGGAAACAAAACAAAGAGAUGGAAAGAGAUUUGAUAUUCUCAGCUGAUCUCUGGUUUGAGCUAUACCUGAAGCCAGUGAACCAUCUCUAUUUGAUAGUUGAAAUAAGAAAUUGCCUUUUUAGAGCUUGAGCCAGUUGGAGUUGGGUGUCUAUCACUGCAAACAAGAUUCCUUAUAACACAGAACAUGUUCCUUCUCAUCACCUUGCUCACUCAUAGGCCAGUUUAUACCUGCUUCUCAUUUGAAACUAUCAGCAAAGAGGCCUACAGUUCUUAUUGGGUCAAGUUUAGGAAAGAUCGACAAGAUGCUUAUGACAAGAAUGUUUCCUCUGGUCCCAAUUGCGAAUUUGACAUCAUUAAAGAGCUCUGACGAGUUGCUUAUAUAAUUUGGUAAAGAUGAAGCUAAAGAUCUUUCUUCCCCAGUGGUAUUUUGACAGUCAUUUUAACUACAUGUUCUUGGAUCGCGGAGUGAUACCUCAUUUCUUUAUUCUAAUGAUGUAUGUAGGGCUCUAGCCUCCAACAUAAUCCAGCUGAGGAAGAUUUAGGAAAGUAAGCUUUUCCUCUCAGAUGCAUUUGUGUGCUGGCAAGCCUACAUAUCUAUACUAAUUUAUGAGAAAUCAUGAAACCAAUGAGCCUGGAAAAAUAAGUGACAAUGAUAUAUCCACACAGUGUAGUACUGUUUGCUGUAAAAAUGAGUGAAAAGGCUAUGGACUGAUAUGGAAAGCUCACCGGGAUAUACUUUUAAGUGAAAAAAGCAAUAUACAUAAGUAUAUGUUUCGUGUAAGAAAAAGAAAAUAAGGACAUAUAUUCAUAUUGAAUUGUACUUUCAAAAAUAAAGGUUAAAAAGAAACAAGAAGCCAGUAAGAGCCGUUUCCCAUAAGGCAGAGGGUUAGGGUAGUGAGAAGAC